Cuculus canorus (common cuckoo) is the source of this 1994-nucleotide messenger RNA. It is a transcript of the gene RAG2, whose product is annotated as recombination activating 2. Gene Ontology annotation, biological process: V(D)J recombination. Lineage: Eukaryota; Metazoa; Chordata; Aves; Cuculiformes; Cuculidae. Gene Ontology annotation, cellular component: nucleus; DNA recombinase complex. The record is from RefSeq and is a predicted model, not a curated record. Bases 117 to 1709 code for a protein of 530 amino acids. The transcript has 2 exons. Gene Ontology annotation, molecular function: protein binding; sequence-specific DNA binding.
CUGUCAGAGAAGAUUUCUCAAAGUGCUCAUAUUCACAUCCCAAUUAUAUAUUCUAUUCAUAUAGAAACUUUUCAGAGGACGUAAAAAAACCCUAUCAGCCAGCUGUUGACCACAGGAUGGCUCAGUCAGCAGAUGAAAUGUCGCUGCAGGUGGUAUCAGCUGUCAGUAAUUCGUCGUUGCUGCAACCGGGCUUCUCGCUCCUGAAUUUUGAUGGGCAUGUUUUCUUUUUUGGGCAGAAAGGAUGGCCAAAGAGAUCUUGCCCCACUGGUGUUUUUCUCCUCGAUUUAAAGCAGAAUGAGUUCAAAAUGAAACCUGCCUUCUUCUCUAAAGACUCGUGUUACCUGCCCCCCCUCCGCUACCCUGCUGUUUGCAUGCUCAGAGGCAAUGCAGAGUCUGAUGAGUACCAGUAUAUCAUUCAUGGUGGGAAAACGCCUAACAAUGACCUUUCUGAUAAGAUUUACAUUAUGAGUCUGGUAAGCAAAAACAGCAAGAAAGCUACUUUCCAAUGUGUUGAGAAAGACCUGAGUGGAGAUGUCCCUGAAGCUAGAUAUGGGCAUACAAUUAAUGUAGUUCAUAGCCGGGGAAAAACCAUGAGUGUUAUAUUCGGAGGGAGAUCAUAUACUCCUCUUGCACAAAGAACCACCGAAAAAUGGAACAGCGUAAUUGACUGUUUGCCAUCUGUGUUUCUUAUUGAUUUUGAGUUUGAGUGCUGUACAUCAUAUAUCCUUCCAGAGCUUCAAGAUGGACUUUCUUUCCACGUUUCAGUUGCUAGAAAUGAUACAAUCUACAUUUUGGGAGGCCAUUCACUUCAAAGUAACACCAGGUCCCCCAGCUUGUACAAGCUAACAGUUGAUCUCCCAUUGGGCAGCCCAGCUGUGACCUGUACUAUCUUGCCAGGGGGGGUGUCCGUGUCAAGUGCUAUAGUGACUCAAAUCAGUGAUAGCGAAUUUAUCCUUGUCGGGGGCUACCAGUCUGACAACCAGAAACGGUUGGUGUGUAACACAAUAGUUCUGGAAGAUAAUAAGAUAGAGAUUGUUGAAAGGGCAAGCCCAAACUGGACACCAGAUAUUAAGCACUGCAGGAUGUGGUUUGGCUGUGAUAUGGGCAAAGGUUCUGUAUUGCUGGGCAUUCCAGGAGCCAACAAACAGUUAAUCUCAGAUGCAAACUACUUCUACAUCUUGAGAUGCAAAGGAGCAGAGGAAGACAAGGAGGAAGAACUGACAGCACAAAUUUGCAGUCAGACAUUUACUGAAGACCCUGGAGACUCCCUUCCAUUUGAAGAUUCAGAAGAGUUUUGUCUUAGUGCUGAAACCAAUAGCUUUGAUGCUGAUACUGAUACUUACAAUGAAGAUGAUGAAGAAGAUGAAUCAGAAACAGGUUACUGGAUCACCUGCUCUGCCAGUUGCAAUAUUGACAUUAACACCUGGGUUCCUUUCUAUUCAACAGAACUUAACAAGCCUGCAAUGAUCCUGUGUUCCAGUGGGGCUAGCCACUGGGUCCACGCACAAUGUAUGGAUCUCCCAGAGAGCGUGCUCCUGCAUCUCUCAGAAGCAAAUGUAAAGUACUUCUGCAAUGAGCAUGUUGAACUUAAUAAAGGCCUACAAACUCCCAAAAAGGUGGUGCACCUGAAAAAGCAGCCUAUGAAACCAUUGCAGAAAAAGAUAACCAUGAAAUUAACAACACCUGUGAAAAAGUCCUUUUUUGAAUAGAUUUACACUACUGAUUUGUAUUCACCUGGGAGAAAAUGAAAAUGCAGUCAAAGACAGCUAGUAAUGGUGGAAACAGAAUGGAUUAUUGGAGUUCAAAGAGAUCUUUUUAUUUACUUGAUUUCAAUUAUCUCGAUAUUUUAGUUACAUUUCAAAGCUCGUGGAUUUAUUUUGUUUCUUAUGUGCAUUUUUGUAAUAUCUAGAUAGGAGCCCCAUCAUAGAGGGCAUUUUGCUAACACACAACCACGUACUGGUAACUUUGUGCUUUAAUUUAUGCUAUAACUUACU